This is a messenger RNA of Labrus bergylta (ballan wrasse), 3142 nucleotides long. RefSeq names its product DAZ interacting zinc finger protein 1 (gene dzip1). NCBI's taxonomy places the organism in Eukaryota, Metazoa, Chordata, Actinopteri, Labriformes, Labridae. Gene Ontology annotation, cellular component: ciliary basal body; cytoplasm. Gene Ontology annotation, biological process: cilium assembly. The record is from RefSeq and is a predicted model, not a curated record.
GGGGGGGGGGGGCUCUUCGGGUUCUUCCUCUUCUUCUGUAAAGGCAAAAUCGGUCGAAGAUGCCAUUUCACGAAGGAGUCUACUACCCCUACACCAGUGACACCCAAGGGACCCACUCAUCAGCGGGGAUCCCAUCCCUCCUGAAUUCCCCGCUCAGCCAGCAGUCUGUCAACGGCCACUGUGCACCGGCACCAGGCAUGACUCCAUCCAGCGGAGCCUCCACCAUCCUUCCAUUUAAGUUCCGCCCUCGCAGGGAAAGCGUGGACUGGCGGAGGAUCAACGCCGUGGAUGUGGACCUUGUGGUGAGCCAGCUGGACGUGGACGCUCUGCAGGAUCACAUCAGCACCGUUACGUUCUGCAGUUUAGAAGGCGAGCGAUGCCAGCGGUGCCAAAGCCCAGUGGACCCGGCUCUGGUCAAGCUCCUUCGGCUGGCCCAGCUUUCAGUGGAGUGGCUCCUCCACUGCCAGGAGUUUCUCACCCUCAGCCUGCGUGCUGCGGAGGAGAGACUGGCGGCCGCAGGAGGGGAGCGGGAGCAGCUGCUGGCUCAGCAGAAGAAGCAGGAGGAGAAGGUGAAGGCGCUCGCCGCCGAGCUCAAGCAGAGGAAGAAGGUUAUUCGCACACAGCAGACUCUGCUCGCCCCAAGGAUCAUCAGCAGCCACAAGUGUCCAGAGUGUGAUAAAUCCUUCCUCAAUUCCUCCUUUCUCCAGAAUCACAUGCAACGCCGCCAUCCUGACGAGUACGACAACCAGUUGCGGUCUGACAGUGAGAAGAAAUCUCAGAUUGAAAUCCUCAAAUCUGAGAUCAGCAGUCUGAAGGAGCAGGUUGUUCAGCAGCAGCAAACCCUGCAGACCAAAACAGCUCAGGAGAAAGAGCAACAGUCGCUGCAGAAAGACCUGCUGAGAGAACUGGACCGAUUCAAGGCUGAGGAGAUGGCACGCAUGGACAGAAAGAUAGAAGACAGCAGGGACGGGAUGCGUAGAGAGAUGGAAUACCUUUACACCAGAAACAUUCAAGCUCUCAAUGAAGUCAACCAGAAUCACACGGCUAAGCAUGAAAAAGCAGCCAGCCCUGUUCAGCCAGAGAGAGAUGUGGACAACCACAAAGAUAUGCAAAUGCUAGCAAUCCAAAAGCUGGAACAUCAAAUGAAGAAACAGGAUAAAAAGUGGGAAUACAGGCUGCAGGAAAUAAAGGUUCAACAUGAGUCUGAAAAGAAUCAGUUGUUGAACGAGCUGAGCAGAACGCAGUUGGAGCAGCAGGAGCGAAGCCAGAGGCUGCAGCAGGAGAUGGGCAGGAGGCUGCAGGAGAAGGAGCAGACUAUCAGGGCUCAGAGGGAGCAGAUAAGAAAUAUUUCUUCAAAUCCGCCCACCAAGGUAGUGGAAGUGCCAGUCAUUGUCACUGCACCAGCUCCUGAGCCUAAACCAAAGAGAGUCAUACUUGACUCAAGCAGCUUCUCUGAGAGGAGGCCCGUGGAGAGAAAGCCUGAUCCUGUGCCGGAGAAGAAACAGAGAGCGCCCUCCAGUGUUCUGAAGAGGAACAACAGCAUCAAGAAAGACAUGCGGCCAGACAUGGAGGAGGCUGUUAUCAAGAGGCUGGAGGGCCUUGGAGUCAAGCCUGAUCAGAGCGGUCUAAGGAACAAAGAGCUGAACUCCAUCCUGGCCAAGAUGAAUUCAACACGGGAGAACUUUGCAAAAGGGAAACCUGACUUCUGGCGCCAACGAGAAGAGAUAGAGAGCACCGUGGAGCAGAAACUGGGCGGUCAGAGGAGAGGCAGCGACCCCGCUCCUGAGACACAAGCCAGAUCCAAACAGUCAGUCCAGGUGUUGCAGCGCCGUCCUCGCUCCAGCAGUCUGCCCGCCAGAGCAACAAAGGUGCAAUCUGGACCUUCAAUCAAAGAGCCCAAGACCCCCCAGCCGGCACCAAGGACCAAGACCACCACUCAACCCCAGACAUCUACACCCAACACCAAGACUGCACCGAGGAACCCCACAUCCAAGACCCCUCCUUUCAGCUCUGAUGAAGAGUCUGAAGAAGAGGACACAGACUCAGAGGAGGAACAGCCGUACAAACUCCAGAGCAGAAAAUCACUACAGCCCAGACUUAACCAGGCCAACCCUGUCCAAAUCAAAACAGGAAAAGCAAAUCCACAGCCACUCGUGACUAAGACAGUCGUCUCAAAGAUAGAGAGUGAUGUAGAGGACUUUGAUGAAGAUUGGUCAGAUGUGAGUGAGCUCCAGGAGAUCGACCCUGGACGACUUCAGAGUCACAAAGACCAGAAUGGGAACAUGGAUAAGAAAAGCUUUGGUCAAGAGAACAAAAUCGAUGACUUGGUGAGAAAAAUGGAGAAGCAGUUUGUAGACAGAGGUUUGAAGAAACCAGCAGGGGGCGUCAGCAUCAUACCAGGGAUGAGGGAUGAGGUUCAGGAGCUGACGUACACAGAUCUGGAGGAGAGCAGUGAGUGGUUGGCCUCCUCCUUAGAGGACAGAGUGGAAAGGUCCAAACCAGCUCAUGGCUCUGGACCAAUCAGGAAGAGCCUGGAGUCAUCCAUCACCAGCGUUUGGGGAACCUCGACAGGAAAGGCUACCAAAUCAGGUCUGACUGAAGCUGGAACAGCGAGCACCUUGAAGAGCAGCCUGUGCUCCCUCAGUGACAUCAGCGACUCAGAGGAGAUGAGCAAUAAACACAAUAAACGAUACGGCUGAUCAGGUGAUGCAGCCGAGCACAGACACCUUAGACCUCAGUCAACUUCUCUGAAAUUUACAGGGAACACCAGAUGGCCUGAGUAUACACAUGGAUGCUUCUACACAGACAAAGCAAUACUUUUAAAGGGAGACAGUUUUUUGCAUAUAGAAAAAAGCUUUUAGUUAUCUCUAACUAAAUAAGUUAGAGAUAAAUAACAUUACAGAUUUAUUUUAUAGUUCCACUCUAUGCCUUGUGCCAAUUCUUUGCUUGCCUUAGACCUUUUUCAGUGUUUUGUUUAUACAUGUUAAUCUUACCUGCACUCCAAAUGAGACUGUAUGUAGUUUGUGUGAAAUUUUGUACAUCAACUUUUUAUAACGUCUUCACGUUUAAAAUGAAACAAUGAGAUGUGAUUUUGUAUAGAAAAUAUUUAUACCAGCAAUAAAAGAUUACUUUGUGAAACGCA